GUUUUGUUGAUAAAAUUGUUGCGUUAUUUUUUUUUAUUUUUUUUUACUUUUGUGGAUAUGUCAAAUAAAAAUGUUUCCGAGAUUCCUAUUUCUGAAGAGGAGUUGAAGAUACGAAGUGAGCUUGCGAUGAAGAUUGAAAAGGAUUUGGAAGAGGAGAUUAAGGAAGGAAUAUACAAUCUUGCUCGUCGAUUGAACCGAGUUUUUCAACAAAGGAAGGAAAGAGAGGCCAAAGAAGCGGCGUUCGAUAAGGUAAAUAACAAAACUAGAGCACUUUCUAAGGUGAUUAUAAACAUAGGAAUUGAAGGAGGGGCUAAGAUUGAAAUCAAGGAGGUUAACAAUAAAGAAGCAAAAGAAAGGCGUUGUGAUUUUCGACCAAAAAAAAGUUUGAAAGAAGUGAAGGAAAUUGAUUGGGAGAGGAGUUUGAGAAGAGGUUCAAGCCCUGUGAAAGGAGCAUAUGUUAGAUCAAAGCAAAAGGAUAGAAAUAUGAUGAGAGGAAAUAAGAAGGUUUUUCAAUUGGUGUGGAAAGUUUGAAGUUCAAUUUUUUUGGUUUGUUUUCUUUUUGUUUUGUUGCUUUGGAUUAUAUGGAAGAAUAAUAUAGUUUAGUUUGGGAUGAAUUUUCUUUAUCGCAAGAGAUGCAUGCAUUGAGUGGAUUGAAGGUUUGAAUAUUGUUUUGAUGAAACAGUAUAUAUAUCGGUUUAGUGUAAGAUAAUGAUAUUUAUGUUUUCAUAA
Messenger RNA from Vicia villosa (hairy vetch), 729 nucleotides. RefSeq lists its product as uncharacterized. The coding region runs from base 58 to 531 and encodes 157 amino acids. NCBI's taxonomy places the organism in Eukaryota, Viridiplantae, Streptophyta, Magnoliopsida, Fabales, Fabaceae. The record is from RefSeq and is a predicted model, not a curated record. The transcript has a single exon.